Ricinus communis (castor bean) is the source of this 3963-nucleotide messenger RNA. RefSeq lists its product as uncharacterized. The coding region runs from base 346 to 3654 and encodes 1102 amino acids. Lineage: Eukaryota; Viridiplantae; Streptophyta; Magnoliopsida; Malpighiales; Euphorbiaceae. The transcript is spliced from 2 exons. The record is from RefSeq and is a predicted model, not a curated record.
ACCUGACCCACUAGAAAACCCAACCCAAAUUCCCAACCUCAAACGGCUAGAACUGUUUUUUUAAAAAUUAAAAACAGAACAUUGGGAUCUCAUUGACGUCGUUAAACUGCCACACUAACGCCAUCAACUGUUUAUCCCAUUCAAUUUCAAAUCCAUAAACAGGUCCCUCUCUUCUUUCCAACGGCUCUCUCUUUCUUUGAAAACCACUUUCUCAAGUUUCUUGCUUUUUUUUUUUUCUUAUUUCUUUAUCUUACUGUAUUAGUUUCUCUCAAGUUCACUUUUAUGGCUAAUCUGUGAUACCCAUUACCAGGUACUAGUUUUUGAGACACAUUCUAAAGAAGGAAAAUGGAGAGGGUCAUUGAAGAGUUAGAUGAAGCCAAAGCUGAGAUUGAGAAGCUCAGGACAGAUUUAAAAUGCAAAGCAGAAUUGUCUGAAAAUUUGAAGAAAGCUCACUAUGAGCAAACUAUUCAGAUUCAACAAUCAAAGUCAAAGAUAGAGAUGCAGGCCCAAGAGCUGAAUGAAAAGGCUGAGGAGAUCUCUGUGGUAAGACAAAUGUGUGAAGAUCUUAAAUGCAGCUUGAAUGAGAAGGAGUCCAUCAUCAGACGUCUGAGCUCCACAAAUGACAAGCUUCGUGUUGAUAGUGAUGAGAAGCAACGAAAAUGGGAGGAUGAAAAACAAGAGUUGGUGUUGGCUCUAGAUGAGGCAAAUGAGAAGAACAUAGAUCAGGAGCAGAAAAUUCAUGUAUUUAUGGCAGAGAUUGAGGGUCUUAAAGGGCUUUUAUCAGCUUCGCAAAAUAGGUGCUUGGAAGCAGAGAAAAGGGCCAAAGAACAUAAAGAACUAAGGGAAAGAGAUGAUGUGCUAUCCAAACUAGAGGAGGAGAAUAGGAAACUUGAAGAACAGCUAAAAUGGAAGAAAGAGCAGUUCAAACAUUUAGAAGAAGCACAUGAAAAACUCCGAAAUCAGCUCAAGGAAAGCAAGAAAGAGCGGGAAAGGGAGAAGUCUGCAUUAAUUGAUGAGAUUUGUUCAUUGCAGACGAGCUUGGAUUCUCAAACCAGAAUCUCAGACGAUCUUCAAAACCGGUUGAAGAUCUGCAACCAAGCCCUAGCUCAUGAAGAAAGCAGGAGAAAGUAUAUGGAAGUUGAGAUUUCUGAAUUUAAAGCACGCUUUGAGAAUGUUUUUACAGAGUGUCAGGACACAAAGUCACAGCUGGAGUGCUUGACUACUCAGAGAGACAAAGAAAUAGCAGCACUUAGACAUUCAUUGGGCACAAAGGAAACAUUUUACAAAGAAAUUGAGUACCGAGCUGGAAAAUUAGAGCAAGAAAAUCAAGAGUUAUUGGCAUCCCUUAAAGAACUCCAGGAAGCUCACAUUCAGGAAACGGGAAACUCUUCUUCUGUGGCAAAACUGCGAAACAAGCUCAAAAGUGUGGAGCAGAUGCACAGGGAUUGUUCCGCAAAUCUUAGAGCCAAACAAGCUGAAUGGAGCUCUCAACUGCAAAAUUUGAAUGCAGAGCUGAAUAAUUAUAGGUUUGCUCUAGAGAGUAAAGAAACAGCAGCAAAGGAGCUCAAGAUUGAGUUGGAAAAUUGUCACUCUGCAAUAAUGCAGCUCGAGUUGCAGAAUAUAGAGGCAUCAGUGAUGUUGUUGGUGUUGAAAGCAGUAAUAACUGAGGUUCAGUUGAACCUGAGAAAUGCUGAUGACAAGACAAGUCUCCAUGACAAAGAAAGAGAUGAGAACGUUUCUCUCCUAAUGAGGCAGCUGGAAAUGAAGAAUACUGCUUUGUCUAAAGCACUGAAAGAUAACCAAGAAGAACAUGAGAAAGUCGCCUCUUUAUUGAAGAGAGUUGAAUCUUUGGAGCUUGUUGAACAACAGCAACUCCUUCUCCAGAAAGAGCUUGAAAGGUGCAAGGAAAUGCAUCAGGAAUCAUCCAGAUCUCAUUUACACUUCAAGGAGCAAGUUUUGCAGACAGAGAGAGAACUCAAAGAGAAAAUCGAAGAACUUUCUGAUGCCUUAGAAAUGGCAAAUGCAGAAUUAUCCACCGAACGUGAAAAGGCAGCUUCUUUGUCAAGAAAGGCUGCAUCCUUGGAUAUCAUUGAGGAAAAGCGGCAGUUGAUGCAGAAAGAGCUGGAUAGGUACAAAGAAAUGCUAGAGGAAUCAUCCAGGUGUCAACUUCGCUUAGAAGAGGAAACUUUGAGCAUCGAACUUGACUUCCAAGAGACACUUAGAGAAGUUAGUGAUGCACUGGACUCUGCAAAUUCUGAGUUGUGUGAAGAGCGUGAGAAGGCAGCAUCUUUAUUGAGGAAGGUUGAGUCUUUUAACCUUAUGGAAGAGCAGCAGCGUCUGAUGCAGAAAGAACUAGAGAGAUAUAAGCAAAUGCUUGAUGAAUCAUCCACACACCAACUCCACUUAGAAAAGCAAGCUUUGCAGAAGGAAAAUGACUUCAAAGAGAAACUUCAAGAACUUUCUGAUGCUUUAAGCAGGGCGAACUCUGAACUGGCAGCAAAAAUUUGUGAAGGACAUGCAGUUGAAUUUGAAUUGUGGAUAUGGGAAUCUAUUGCUCAACGAUUAAAGGAUGACCUCGAAGAAAAUCAGGCACUGCGUAAAGAAUUAGAAGUUUCGCUUCUUGCACAAGUAGAAGUUGGGGAAACCAUCAAGAAGGAGAAGGAUAGUAGAAUAGAUAGUCUCCAGCAUCAUAUUGAAUUGCUUGAGCAAGAGCUUAAAACAAGAGAAUUGGUAGCUGCCACAUGUGCUGGGAUGGAGAAAGCAAUGUCCUUUGACUUGGAGAAAGAGAAAUUGCUCAAAACCAUGAGAGAAAAGGACAAUAUCUUGGAGGAUCUGCAGAAAGAGAUUGGGUGGCUGGAGCAAGAAUCACUAAAAAGGGAACUUGAGGGUGCAAUUGUUGCACGUAUAGGGGCAGAAAGGAUACUUGAGCAUGAGAAGGAGAACCUUAUCCAGCUUGUAGAAGAGAGGGAUCAUAAAAUAGAUGAACUCCUGCAGCUCGCAAGUUCAUUGGAACAAAGUUUUAACUGCUCAUUAGUCUCUCUCUCUUCAGAGAUUGCUGAGAAGCAGGCCGAGAUCAGUUUUGUCCAUGAGGCCUGGGAAAAGAUAGCUGCAGCUGAGAUUCUCGCUCAGCUGGAAAUUGAAGAGAAGAAGUUGAUGAUUGUGGAGCUAGAAGAUGACAUAUCUUGCGUACAGCAGAAACUGGAAGCACAGGAACAAUCCAUGUCUUCUUCACAACAGCAAGCAUUGGAAGUUGAAGCUGAACUUAUAGCAAAACAGAUGGAAAUGAAGAACUUAACGAAUCUAAUGGAAACAAAGCUGAGAACUUCAGAAGCAUUGGUUGAUGAGCUCAAGAUAGAGAGGGUACAUUUGGUUGAAGAUGUCAUGAAACUGUCAACAGAAAGGGAAAACCUGAUGGAUUGUGUUGUGGGACUUAGUGACAGGAUCAGCCAGUUCUCUGAUGAAGAUGUGCUACUGGCAGAAAACUUAGAAAGAAUGGUGCAGUCUGUUGAUGAUAGUGGAUCUGCUUUGGACCUAAAAAUUGAUACUAUGCGUUUCAAGAAUGUGAAAGAUAUUGAGAAUACUUAUCCUUCGCCCACAACAAAGAGGUUUCAGGCUGUUAUGGAAGAGAGGUCACCAUUUCGAGAGCUCAACUAGAAACUGGGGAGACAGACGCUCUGUUUGCUGUGUAAUUUGCUUGACAAUUCCAUUCUUUUUUAGUUUUGUAUUCUUUCUUUUAGUUCCAUGCAGAUUUUAAGCAUGGAUAUGUGAUCUUUUUAGUUUGUAUAUGAUGCACGCUUUAGGAAAUCUGUUUCAGCUAUGAGAAAUUGCCACAAAUUUUGAUUUGUCAGUAUCUCUUAAACCGUCACUUCUCAAGCCAUGAGAAAUUGCAGAUUUGUGUAACAUUAGCAACUACAUUUUCAGCUUAAAUAAAUUUGUUCUUUUUUAUUGAGUUUGGAUCACCAA